CUGGUUUGAAAUGGGUUGGACUUGACCAAUGGACAUGGACUAGCGUUGCGGACGAGGCGACGAAACGGACACACAUGGCGGUGGCGCCGCCGGAGGUAGGGCCCGCCGCGGCGGCGGCGGUCGCCGGCGGGAAGAAGGAGGUGCGCGCAUUGGAUGGAGCAUCGGCGAUCGGUGAAGAAGAGGAGGUGGAGGUGGAGGUGGAGGAAGAGGAAGAAGCGGAGGAAGAGAGAGAGGAUGAAGAGGAGGGGGAGGAGGAUGGGGGCGAUGAAGAAGAGGAGGAGGAGGAGGGGGUGAAGUGGCUGAAGCAUUACUCCUCGAUGCAAAGCAUCUUGGUCGUCGGCGACGGGGAUUUCUCCUUCUCGCGGGCGCUCGCCGUCGCAUUCUGCUCCGGCGAGAACCUCGUCUCCACGUCUCUUGAUUCCUAUGAGGCUUUGAGGGGGAAGUAUGCCAAUGCAGAGUCAAAUAUAAUGGUACUGAAAUUGAUGGGGGCCACAACUUUGCAUGGUGUUGAUGCAAAAACAAUGAAGCAUCACACUGACCUAAAGAUGAGACGGUUUGAUCGAAUUGUAUUUAAUUUGCCUCAUGCUGGAUUCAAAGCAAAAGAGGGUGAUAUGCGUAUGAUCAACUUGCACAAGGAUCUGGUCAGAGGAUUCUUCCGCAAUGCAAGAUGCCUGCUUCGGCCUUCCGGUGAAAUCCAUGUUAGUCACAAGAGAGGAAAGGUGUAUGAAAACUGGGAGAUCGAGAAACUAGCCUCUGAAUCUUCACUUAUUAUGGUUGAGAAAGUUGAUUUCCAUAUAGAAGACUAUCCUGGUUAUAACCACAAGAGAGGAGAUGGUCCAAGGUGCGACGAACCUUUCCCUCUAGGUCCUUGUUGCAUUUUCAAAUUCUCCAUCAGAAACCAUAAGAAGCAGAAGAAAUGUCAUUCAAAGAAGAUUGGUUCAAUCCCAUCCCUUGGAGGCAGCCAUGUCCAUCCUGAAAUAUUGGCAAGUGACUGGAGUCCAUCUCAGCCGUUUCGACCAGUCAAUGCAGUUAACAUGCCAGUAACUUUCGACCCAUACUCACUCAGAAUUGCUCAAAGCCAUCAACCGGGUUUUCCUGUCAAUUUUGUUGGCUUAUGGACAGCGGCUGCCUGUUCUCUUCAGCAUUGCAAUAUCCACCCAAUGCUCAACAUUGUAAGGCCAUCGCUUCAUCUUUUGCCCAUUGCGUCCAUCAUUGCUCCACAAAUGGGCAGAAUCACAAGUACCAGUCUCUUUGCACCUCAGGAGCAGCCGAAACCUGUUCUUAGGCCAUUGCAAAGCGUUAGCAGCUACGACCUUGCCAGGGAACACCAAAUGAAUCUGCGGAGGGAGUUUGAGAUGAGAGGACAAACAAUGCCUGCAGGAACCAGCUUGGAUUACUUCGAGUUCCUGGAAUAUCUCUUCAGGGAUCCUGCUGAGAAGGAGAAGUGGCUGCAAACUAUGAUUACGUUGCACGCUACACGGUGGUGAUCAAUGAUAGUUGGUUGGUGACUUGGUGUGUAUCUUUUUGAGAAUUUGACCUGCUAAGUGCUAAAAGGAUCAGCAUUUCUCUAGGAUAGAAGAACUUGGCAUUUCAUUUCAAGAGGUGCUGUGUUAGAUGGAUGAUGUCGAAAAUGUACAGGUAGGAUCGUUUUGUGUCUCAAAACUCUGACUGACCACAACAGCCAAGUUCCUUUUUGUAAUGCAGGUGCCGUUUGGGACUGAAAAAACCCUGGUUAUCUUGGCUUUACUUGUAAGCCCAAUCUGAGGGCUGGUUCUACUGAAACACUGGUUUCUACUACUACUUGACAUU
Molecule: messenger RNA, 1809 nt
Organism: Oryza sativa Japonica Group (Japanese rice)
Lineage: Eukaryota; Viridiplantae; Streptophyta; Magnoliopsida; Poales; Poaceae
Product: heavy metal-associated isoprenylated plant protein 41
Biological process (GO): rRNA base methylation
Cellular component (GO): cytoplasm
Molecular function (GO): rRNA (uridine-N3-)-methyltransferase activity
Source: RefSeq, a predicted model, not a curated record